This is a messenger RNA of Kockovaella imperatae, 2538 nucleotides long. RefSeq names its product fungal-specific transcription factor domain-domain-containing protein. NCBI's taxonomy places the organism in Eukaryota, Fungi, Basidiomycota, Tremellomycetes, Tremellales, Cuniculitremaceae. Gene Ontology annotation, biological process: positive regulation of transcription by RNA polymerase II. The transcript has 6 exons. The record is from RefSeq and is a predicted model, not a curated record. Bases 1 to 2067 code for a protein of 688 amino acids. Gene Ontology annotation, molecular function: zinc ion binding; DNA-binding transcription factor activity, RNA polymerase II-specific; transcription cis-regulatory region binding. Gene Ontology annotation, cellular component: nucleus.
AUGGCGGUCGGCGCGUCUACUCGUCGGAGCAAAACUGGGUGUAUAACCUGUCGUAUCCGCAAAAAGAGGUGUGAUGAAGCCAAGCCUCUUUGCCGGACCUGUACCCGAUUGGGCAUAGAGUGCUUGGGAUACGGCGCCAAGCGGCCUAAAUGGUUGAGCGAGAAGAGCAAAGCGGAUCAAUGGCGUCGACAUAUCGCAUACUCACCUAUGCACAGACAUGAAGCGAUACAAGUGCAGAAGACCAAGAGGGCGAGAGAAGAGUCGACGCAGUCGCCAGAAUCUGACGGUGACUUGUCUCCGGUGGAAACGCAUGACAGAUCUUCGUGGCUAUCGGCUUUCGACGGUAGCUCCGAAUCGAUCCCUCCGACUAGGUCUGGGAGACCUAGCGCUCAUGAUGGUCCUCCAUGGAAGACACCUGCUCCGUUCGAGCAGGUGGCCGGGGCGGAACUCCUAAACGAUUGGGACACAACCUUCGCUCGACCCAAUGGCGUACCCAAUGGUUUCCGAGAUGACCCCACUCAUGGUCAAUCCGUCUUGCUACCAAAUGAUGACAUGACCGUCACGAUUCAUCGGACCUCACCUCAAUCCCAGAGCGCAGACGCCGCCAUUCAGGACAUGUGGAAAAUCCUCUUUGGUCCCGAUACACCUCCACCUCCGCUUCCAGCUUCCUCGCCAAUCCAUCAGGCGCCUCCUCCUGCGACCCACUCAGAGCUUACUUUUCCCCUCACGAUUUUCAGACCCAUGCCAGCAGCUUCGGUGGCACCGUUGAUGGCGGCCAGCUCUUCCGAAAUCCCUGACUUAGGAUAUCUUCACCACUAUCUCAACGUCGUGCUUCCCCUGCAGUAUCGCUUCGCUUUCAAGUCGAUGGCUGAGCUAGUAACUCCUUUAGCAAUGUCCAACCCUCAAGUUAUGAGCUCGACUUCCUCCCUCGCUGCUCUCCACCUCUCUGCUCAACGUACGAAUACCCCUUUUACAAUGCUCACUUCGGAGACCGACGCUUCCUUCAACGAUGUCGAUGCGAUCGUUGCGUUGACUUCCCACAAAGAUGCCACGGAUAGGCUAAAUUUCCUGUCUAGUAGUGAUCUCACGAGUGAGGACGUCAUUGUCUCGGCGCUCUUCGCCAUAUCCUUCCACUUGUUCUGCGGCGGAACCUCCAGGGAAUGGGUAGAUGUUCUUGCCACGGCUCGGCGGUGUCUUGCAUCGGCCCUCGCGUCAUCUCCAGAGGUGACGCCAAGCAGAGCAGCUCCCGCAAAUGGGGUCUCAAGUCCAUGGCAGCGUUAUAGACCUCUCAUCGCCGUGAUGGUAUGGAUGGAUAUCCUUGGCUCCGUCACUCAGAACAAGGCAUCGCCCAUAUUGCCAACGUACAUGCGCCUUCUCGAUCGUACACCGAUGCAGAGACAUACAGAUGCCAGGCUGGACAUGGAGAAUGUGAUGGGUUGUGAUGAUACGACGUUAUUGGCCCUUGCAAGGACGAUAGCGUUAUCGGAAUGGAAGGAACAUGCUGAGAAAGCGGGGUGUCUGUCGAUCAAAGAGCUUGUUCAGCGAGCGGCAUCCAUAGAGAAGCUCCUGGCGGAGAGAUCAUGGCGUCAAUCACAUCUCGACGAAACGCCAGACUCGUCAUCAUCCCGCAGGGACGGCGAGAGGACGGGAUUAAUACGUUUCAUCAGUGACAUAUUUCACUCGGCGACUCAAGUGCUUCUGGCAACAGUAGUCAAUGGACCAUACCCACGGGUUGCCGAAGUGUCGAUAGCUGUCCAAGACACCAUUGCUGCCUUGACACUUCUGGACAUCAGUUACCCUCAAGCGGACAUCACUCGUGCCCUCAUAUUACCGAUCACCAUAGCCGGCUGUCAUUGCGAGACGUUGGCUCAGCGUGACUUUUUCAGAAAGCGAUACAGUAGUCUGGGACCUGACGCAGCAGCGUUUGGCAAUUCAAGUCAAGCUUUGGCUCUGAUGGAAGAAGUGUGGAGACAACGUGAUCUACCAGAGAUUGGCCCGAGGUCAAAAGUGGACUUUAGGCAGACAAUGCGGGACCUGGGCUGGACCGCUGGCAUCUUGUUGAUAUGAUACAUGCGUCGUUAUCAUUCUUCCGAACCGGCUUUACCUUUUCAGUCUCUUGCCUAGCCCUUCGAGCUUGGAAUUUUCAUUGGCGUACAAGCUUCCCACAGCCAACUCUUGUCCUCUUCUUGACCGCUCUGCAAAGAGCGUUUUCAGCUCCUCGCCAUCCCGUCCAUAGCCAGCUAGAUCACCCCACUGAGUCCAACAUGGUAUGCCGCCUUUCCAUCCAUGCCCGUUGCCCUCGUCUCCAUCUAUUGCAGGCUCUUUGCCCGAAUCCCAACCUCCACAUCUCUGUUUACAUGAGACGCUGACAAUCUUGCAUCGUAUCACAGUCGUCCGCUCGACAGCGGGGUCCAUUGGCUGACCCACAAUAUCUGUCCUGGUGUAUCCCGCAACGGUGUCUGUGACUACACCCAGCGAAUGACGCUUCUCCUCGUGGUCUGUCACGAGGGAGGGAGAUGAGAGAUGCAAGGUAGCCGA